Molecule: messenger RNA, 3839 nt
Organism: Vespa crabro (European hornet)
Lineage: Eukaryota; Metazoa; Arthropoda; Insecta; Hymenoptera; Vespidae
Gene: Uba2
Product: SUMO-activating enzyme subunit 2
Exons: 11
Coding region: 1634-3634 (666 amino acids)
Biological process (GO): protein sumoylation
Cellular component (GO): SUMO activating enzyme complex; cytoplasm
Molecular function (GO): SUMO activating enzyme activity
Source: RefSeq, a predicted model, not a curated record
UGGUUUAUAUUAGCAAUUAAACUAGGCAUAGUACUUGACCAAUUUUAAUAUAGUUUCACUUUGAAGAUGUAGGUUUGAAAGACAAGAUGACUUUCAACGAAUAAACAUCUAAGCUCUCUCUUUCUAAAAGUGAAACAUAAACUUUAAUACUCCCGAUAAUUUUUCAUUAAAACAAUACAACAAUACAAAAGUAUGCGGAAUUCAGUAAAUAAAUAUUUAAACAAUAGUAUAUUAACAUAAACAUUAAAAAGAUCGUAAUGCGCGAGAAAAUUUCAAUAAUUUUUAUAUAAAAUUACAAUACUUCAAAAUUUCCAUUUCGUGGUUGUAGGCCUUAUGCAAUAUAAACAUAAACGGUCCUUCGAAUAAGAUUGAAAAUUACCCAGUUAGUUUCCCAUUGCACUUCCACCAGAGCACAUCAACUCUCUACUUUUCUAAACGCAAAAGCUUAUAAAUUAAUACUUCCGAAAUAUUUACAAUUAUUUAAACAAUCUACAAUGUACAAAGAGUAUAAUCAACUAAUACUUAAACAAUAGAUGUCUUUUCUGCAAGUAUCAACGAAUAUUUAAGAAUAUCAUUGCAAUCGCACGCGAAUCAAUGAUAUAAUCGAAUAUUUGUAUCGCUUAAAUAAAAAUAUCGCAAAGUAGAAGCAGUGUUUGUUCGUUCGGGUUUCGCGAUUUCAAAAACAAGUGUAUUUGCAUCGAUUGCGUGCAAUGCAAUCGUUAGAAUCAGUGUUUGUUUAGUAUAACGUUUUGCUUUUUUAACAGUCACAUAGACUGUAUUUGUAAAAGACAGUAGAAUUUUACAAAAUAAAUUCAGUGACCGUUCGUUUAAAUAUAUUUAUCGCGUAAUAGAGUCAGUGCAUCAUUGAAGAGGAUCUUAAUUAACUUCGAUGUCGACCUACCUAAUUUUAAAGAAUCUUUCAUCCUCAAUUUCGACUUAAACCGCGAACGAGUGUUUUGGAGCCAUCGCAGAACUUCUUAAGUAGACCGUCAGGCAAGGUUACACCUAACUUGCUAAUAUUAUUAAUACGGAAAAAUGUAAAAAUUGAUCCAUUCAGUGUUCAUCAUCUUUAUACAGAAGAAACGAAGAAUUUUUAUUAUUUUUCUUGGCGUUCGAUAAAUUUACGAUUAAUAUUAUUAUAAUACUACACUUCAACUUAUCGUCAUAUUAGAAAUAAUAAAUAAUCAAUAGAUGAUUUACUUCCAAGAUCAUAAUAUUUUAAAAAUAGUAUAUUCGUUUAAACAUUACAAAAUCGUAACACAUGAGAAACUUAAAACAAUCUUAAUUUAGAGUUGGUUACGUACAAUAUUCUACAAAAGUUUAUAGAUUAAUAUGAUAAACGUAUGACGGUGGUAUCAUUCCCUGCUUGCUCUUGUAGUAUAUAUUUUAUUAAUAUAUAUUAUCACUCAAGUUAUACACAUUUCUAGCAGAAGGUAAUGAACUAUCUUAAAGAUUAUAAAAUCAUCGUUUCCUUAAUUGUAGUAACGAUUUUUAAUAAAAAUGUGGUUUGUCCAGUCUUUCUAUUUUCUAAUUGGUUGAUUGGAAGCCAUAUUUAAUGUUUUACUACGCAAGCGUUUGAUUAUAUGCUGGUGUGUGUAUAUACUAUAUAUGUGCAUAACACUUAGCGUGAAAAAUGGCGGCGAAUAUCUAUGGAGUUUUCCGCGAAAAUUUGCAAAAUGCUAUUCUUAAAAGUAAAGUUCUUGUGGUUGGUGCAGGAGGGAUUGGUUGCGAAAUCUUGAAAAAUCUUGUAAUGACUGGUUUUAGUGAUAUUGAAAUUAUUGAUUUAGAUACUAUUGAUGUAAGUAACUUAAAUAGACAAUUUUUAUUUCAAAAGAAACACGUGGGAAAAUCUAAAGCUGAAGUAGCAAAGGAAACUGCUUUAACUUUUAAUCCUAAUGCCAAAAUAAUUCAUUAUCAUGAUAGUAUUACAUCAUCAGAAUUUGGAUUAUCCUUCUUUAAAAAAUUCUCUUUAGUUAUGAAUGCUCUUGAUAAUAGAGCGGCAAGAAAUCAUGUAAACCGUAUGUGUUUAGCAGCUGACGUACCAUUAAUUGAAUCUGGAACAGCAGGUUAUGAAGGACAGGUAGAACUGAUUAAGAAAGGUUUAAGUCAGUGUUAUGAAUGUACUCCUAAAGCGGCACAAAAAACAUUUCCAGGAUGUACAAUACGUAAUACACCGAGUGAACCAAUUCACUGUAUUGUAUGGGCAAAGCAUCUUUUUAAUCAGUUAUUUGGCGAAGAAGAUCCUGAUCAAGAUGUUUCACCAGAUACUGCAGAUCCUGAAGCAACUGAUACAGCUGCACAAGGUAGUUUAGAGUCAGAAUCAAAUAGUAAAGGAAAUGUUGAUCGUGUAUCAACGCGAUCUUGGGCACAAUCAUGUGAUUAUGAUUCCAAAAAAUUAUUUACAAAAUUUUUCCAUGAUGAUAUUAAAUACCUACUUAGUAUGGAAAAUUUAUGGAAAAAAAGAAGACCUCCAACACCUUUAGAUUGGUCAAAUUUACCUGAUGCUGUACCUGGAUCUAGUAAAGAAAUGUCUGAACCUGGACUAAAAGAUCAACAACGUUGGAGUAUUGCUAAAUGUGGAACUGUUUUUGCUGAAGCCAUAAAUAAUUUAAGCAAAAGCUUAAAAUCUAAUCAAGAAACAACAUCAGAUAAUCAUCUCAUAUGGGAUAAAGAUGAUCAACAUGCUAUGGAUUUUGUUGCAGCGUGUGCUAAUAUUCGAGCUUAUAUUUUUGGAAUACAACAAAAGACAAGAUUUGAUAUCAAGUCUAUGGCAGGAAAUAUAAUUCCAGCGAUAGCAACUACAAAUGCCAUCAUUGCUGGAUUAGUUGUUCUACAUGCAUUUUAUAUUCUUGAAAAUAGAUUAAAAGAAUGUAGAUCAGUAUACUUGCGUUUAAAAAUGAACCAUAGAAAUCAGUUAUUAGUACCAGAAAAAAAUGUUAAUCCUCCGAAUCCUAAAUGUUAUGUCUGUGCACCUACGCCACAAGCUGUAUUAGCUGCAGAUACAUCCAAAAUGACAAUUAGAGAACUUGAUGAAUUGGUAUUGAAAAAUAGACUAAAUAUGAUUGCUCCGGACGUUAUAAUAGAUGGCAAAGGUAUAGUCAUUAUUAGUAGUGAAGAAGGGGAGACUGAAGAAAACAAUAAUAAAAUUCUAGAAGAAUUUGGAAUAAAAGAUGGUACAAUUUUAAAAGUCGAUGAUUUUCAUCAAAAUUAUUCAUUAACUAUCACAAUAAUGCAUCGAGAACGACCUUCUGUAAAGGAUGAAAGUCCAGAAUUUUUAAUACUAGCAAACGAAGAAGAUCUUAUGCCAAAAGAAGAAAAUAAUGAUUCUGAAAAACCAUCGACUUCAAAUGGCAAGAUUGAUAUCUCAUCUGAAGAUUCUAUAAUGAUUGUAGAAACAGAAGUUAAUUCUGCAUUACAUACAGAUACAGCUAAGAAACGCAAAACUGAUAUGACUGAAAAUGACGUCCUCGUUAAAAAGCGAAAAUUAGAUAUUAAUAAUGGAGAGGAUGUUUCUAUUAUAGAAGAUGAUGCGACUGAUCUUUCUUCCGAAAGGAAAACAUCAAGCACAAAAAAAAGUAGAUCUACGGAUGAUGAUUGUUUAAUUGUAUAUGAUGAAGGCACUGAGACAACUUAAAAGAAAUAUAUAAAAAAAGUUGAUAAGAUAUGUCAUAAGAUAAAUGAACAUAUUUAGAGUAAUAGGUAUAUAUUAAUUUUCUUUUUUGUAUUUUAUUUAAAGUAAAUAGAAGUAAGCUUAAAUGAUGUGUCGAAUUUAUAUAUAAAUAGUUGUCAAAAAUCAUUUAAUUUUCUAACAUUUACAAGAAUAGUAAUUCUAUCCAUAC